UUUAAUGAGUGUUUGAUGGAAAACAACAAUGGCGGUGUUUGCGUUCUCCAGUCGCAUGAUAGCUGUUUCCUUGCAUACAGUGUGACUUUAAAUCAGCCAAUCAAAUACAGUCUUGCGCCUGAAGAGACUAUGAACAGAAAGAUUCUUUCCAUUCAAGUCACGGAUUUGAACAUGAUGAUAUCGCCACCAUCUGUUUUCUAUUUGAUGCUUUUGUUCUUUGGGGAAAUGGCUCAGAAGAGUCAUCAGUCCUCAUCUGUUCAUCAAGACAAAGGGUUUAUAUCCACUAAUGUCAGGGAGAGUGUAACUUUGCAGUGUUUCUACGAAGGUGAAGUGGCGGCAAGGUUUUACUGGUAUAAGCAAACACUAGGAGAGAAGCCAAGGCUCAUUUCUAGCUUCUUUUCGUAUGAUAAAAAUGGCACUUUCUAUGAUGAAUGUGAGAACAAUCCACGCUUCACACUGUCUACUGAAAAAGCUCAAAAUCAUUUGACGAUCACAGAUCUGCAGGUUUCGGACUCAGCUACUUAUUUCUGCGUGUGUAGCUUUUCGGUAAGUUUUGAAUUUGCAGAAGGAAUCACUGUGAGUGUUAAAGGUUCAGCUUUGAACAGCCGGCCUUUAAUUCAGCAGUCUGCAUCUAAGACCAUCCAACCAGGAGGCUCUGUGACUCUGAACUGUACAGUACAGACUGGGACCUGUGAUGAAGAACACAGUGUUUACUGGUUCAGAGACUCUAAAGAGUCUCAUUCAGGACUCAUUUACAGCCAUGGAGGCAGGAAUGAUGAGUGUGAGAGGAAACCAAAGACAGACACGAACACCUGUGUGUACAGCCUGCCAAUGAAGAACCUGGAUGUUUCUCAUGUUGGGAUCUACUACUGUGCUGUUGCCUCAUGUGGAUACUUGCUUUUUGGAAACGGGACCAAGCUGGACUUUGGGUGUAAGUACAGUUAAGAAAAGUUCUUACUCCCACUUUGAAGUCAAUACUUUAACAAAGUUGAAAACUCCGUAAUGUCUCCUGCUGUUUGAAUAUGUAGACAAGCUGGACUCUCUUCUCUUGGCAUAUGUCUUAAAUGGAGCAGUCGCAUUCAAUACAAUCGUGAUUGUAUUUCUAAUUUCCUCAAUGAGUUUGAAGAAGAUAAAACACUGUCUCUGCACAGAAUCUCUCAGAUUUUCAGAUCUCGCCAUGACAAAUGAAAUGGGCUACCAAAGUUUUUUAAGGGCGAACAAGAUCAACAACACAGGAAGACAUGGGGAUGACACCUGGG
Messenger RNA from Oreochromis niloticus (Nile tilapia), 1259 nucleotides. RefSeq names its product immunoglobulin kappa light chain. Bases 16 to 945 code for a protein of 309 amino acids. The transcript has 5 exons. Gene Ontology annotation, biological process: response to bacterium. Lineage: Eukaryota; Metazoa; Chordata; Actinopteri; Cichliformes; Cichlidae. The record is from RefSeq and is a predicted model, not a curated record.